Messenger RNA from Anneissia japonica, 1136 nucleotides. Its product is annotated as probable rRNA-processing protein EBP2. Gene Ontology annotation, biological process: rRNA processing; ribosomal large subunit biogenesis. NCBI's taxonomy places the organism in Eukaryota, Metazoa, Echinodermata, Crinoidea, Comatulida, Comatulidae. Gene Ontology annotation, cellular component: nucleolus; nuclear periphery; preribosome, large subunit precursor. Bases 102 to 947 code for a protein of 281 amino acids. The record is from RefSeq and is a predicted model, not a curated record. The transcript has 9 exons.
AAUGAGUGUGUACGCGCACGCAUGUUGUUUCGUCGUGCUAGUGCUGUGGUGUGGGAAACCAACCUCUUGUAAAAAAGCGUCUUUGCGAAUUGUAUUGAAGAAUGUCAUCGGAUUCAGAUUCAAAUGAAUAUUUGGAUUCCGAUGAAGAGCUGCAGGAGGCCUUCAAGGGUGGCUCUUUGAAACCUGGCUUAAACUUUGCUACAAAUGCUCCAAAGAAAUCCUGUAAUGAUGAGGCUGGAUUGCAAAGUAAAUUGACUGAUUUCUCAAAGGAGUUAGAAUGGUAUGAAAGACUUGAUAUUACUACAGACAUCGACCAACAUGAUGAGACCAAUUAUGAUGAUGAUUUUCAAAGAGAAUUAAAAUUCUAUCACCAAGCACAGGCUGCUGUCCUGAAAGCUUUACCAAGACUUCAAAACCUGGGUAUACCAACAAAAAGACCGUCAGAUUAUUUUGCAGAAAUGGUGAAAACAGAUGACCACAUGCAGAAGAUUAAGCAAAAAAUAAUUUCAAAGAAGUCAAGUUUAGAAAAAUCUGAAAAAGCAAAGAAACUUAGAGACUUAAAGAAAUAUGGUAAAAAGGUUCAACAUGAAGUGUUACAGAAAAGACAGAAAGAAAAGAAGGAGAUGAUUGAAGCUGUUAAGAAGUAUCGCAAAGGGCAGAAUGAUAAGCUGGAUUUUCUUGGAAUUGAAGGUGAUAGUAAAACAAAAUCUGGUUUUUCUAAAGCUAAAGGACCAGGGCAAAAACGACAAUUUAAAAAUGAUAAAUUUGGAUUUGGUGGCCGAAAGAAAGGACAGAAACAAAAUACCCAAGAUAGUUUUAGACAAGUUGAUAACAAUUUAAAACCUAGGAAAUUUAACAGUGGUGCCAUGAAAAAGGGGAAAAAAGGUGGAAAGAAGACCAGACCAGGAAAGAAAAAGAGACAGCAGGCAAAGGGGAAAAGAAAGUAAAAACAAGUUAACAACGUCAAAUAAUUAUUUAUUUGUUGACAGUGGAAGUCGUUAACAACCAGCUGCAAACUGGUGUGAUACUAGGGUGUAAAGCUAAGUACACACUGUAACGACUAUCGCCGGCAGAUGGUAGUACGAAUGCUAUACAACUCGGUGUGUGCAUAACUUAAAACCCCAUUCCCGGCAAAA